Messenger RNA from Carassius gibelio (silver crucian carp), 6754 nucleotides. Its product is annotated as VPS10 domain-containing receptor SorCS2-like. NCBI's taxonomy places the organism in Eukaryota, Metazoa, Chordata, Actinopteri, Cypriniformes, Cyprinidae. The record is from RefSeq and is a predicted model, not a curated record. Gene Ontology annotation, cellular component: membrane. The coding region runs from base 72 to 3542 and encodes 1156 amino acids. The transcript is spliced from 27 exons. Gene Ontology annotation, molecular function: protein binding.
UCUCCCUCCCUCUCUCUUACAUUAGAGCUUUCCAUCUUUCGUUUGCAUCGCACUCGCUUUGACAGUGUUAAAUGAAGGCGCUCAUCAUGGCAGUUUUGGCGCACCUGUACCCAGCUGUGUUUUUGGCUUGCGCGUGGAUGUCACUGUUCGGACCGACAUCCUGUCACACGGGCGUUAUAAACCAGAGAGAAUUCCGGGACCGAGAGCUUGACAGCCGCGGCGUGCAUGUCACUGGCAGAGAUGAAGCUCUUAUCUCAGCGCACAGCCGCGGAGAUUACGGCGGGGACCCCGGCGGACCCCGCGUCCGGAGGGCUUCGACUCCGGAGAAAGUCUCUCUACUCAGCAGCUCUUUCGUCCUCAAAGGGGAUGCCACCCACAACCAGGCAAUGGUCCACUGGACGGGGGAAAAUAGCAGCGUCAUCCUCAUUCUCACUAAAUAUUACCAUGCAGACUCCAACAAAGUUCUUGAGAGUUCUCUUUGGAGAUCCAGUGAUUAUGGGUCAACCUACACCAAGCUCAACUUGAUGCCUGGGACAACCAUCAUAGUCACAAACUUCUACAUCUGUCCCACCAAUAAGAAAAAGGUGAUCUUGGUGAGCUCCAGCAUCAAUGAACGUGACCAGAUGCUCUUCAUCAGCACAGAUGAGGGUUCAUCCUUCCAACGACAGCCUGUCUCCUUCACUGUGGAUACACUCCUCUUUCAUCCAUCUGAGGAAGACAAACUUCUGGCUUACAGCAAGGAGGCGAAGCUGUAUAUCUCCACCGAUCUGGGUCACAAAUGGACUCUGCUUCAGGAGCGUGUUACUAAAGACAGAGUUUUCUGGGCUGUGACGGGGGUGGAUGUGGAUCCUGAUCUGGUUCAUAUGGAGAUUCAAGACAUCGGUGGUGGAUACCUUUAUGUGACAUGUCUCAUACAAAAUUGCUCUGAUAAAAUGGUGACAGCACAGUUCUUGGGGAAGAUUGACCACAAUUCCCUGUCAGUGCAAGAUGAAUACAUAUUUGUGAAGGUAACUACAGGAAAUCGAACCAAGUUUUACAUCUCAUAUCGAAGAAAUGAAUUUGUUCAGAUGAGAUUCCCUAAAUAUGCCCUUCCAAAGGAUGUGCAAAUUGUGAGUACAGACGAGAAUCAGGUAUUCCUGGCUCUGCAGGAGUGGUAUCAAACAGACACGUACAACCUCUACCAGUCGGAUCCACAAGGAGUCUAUUACUCCAUUGUGUUGGAGAACGUCCGCAGCACCAAGCAGCCCGAAGAGAAAGUCCUCAUCGACAUCCUCGAGGUUCGUGGCAUCAAGGGCGUAUUCUUGGCCAAUCAAAAAAUAGAUGGAAAAGUGAAGACUCUCAUUACCUACAACAAAGGCAGAGACUGGGAACCACUGGCUCCUCCCACAACUGAUAUGAAUGGCAAAGCUGUCAGCUGCAAGCAGCCUGACUGUCACCUCCAUCUCCACCUGCGAUGGGCUGACAACCCGUAUGUGUCUGGAACGGUCCACACUAAAGAUUCUGCCCCAGGCCUCAUAAUGGGUGCAGGUAACCUUGGGUCUCAGCUGGUUGAAUAUAAAGAGGAGAUGUACAUCACCUCAGACUGUGGCAAGACCUGGAGACAGGUUUUUGAAGAAGAGCAUCACAUUCUCUAUCUGGAUCAUGGCGGUGUCAUCGUGGCCAUUAAGGACACCUCAAUCCCCUUAAAAAUACUCAAGUUCAGCACAGAUGAAGGACAGACAUGGAGCAUCCACAACUUCACCAGCACUUCUGUAUUUGUGGAUGGACUUUUGAGUGAACCUGGAGAUGAGACACUGGUUAUGACGGUAUUUGGCCACAUAAGUUACCGUUCGGAUUGGGAGCUGGUGAAGGUGGAUUUCCGACAGUUGUUUCCCAGGCAGUGCACGGAAGCUGAUUAUGACUCCUGGAAACUCACUGACCUACAGAGAGAGAAAUGCAUCAUGGGCCAGGAGCGAAUGUACAGGAGGAGGAAGGAGUCAUCGUUCUGCAUUAAAGGGAAGAGCUAUACAUCAGCUUUAACAGCUAAACCUUGCCAGUGCACUGAGAAAGACUUUGCCUGUGACUAUGGCUUUGAGCGUGCUCCCAGCCUCCGGUUAGAGGGGGAUCGCUGUUAUCCUGACUUCUGGCAUGAUCCCGACGCUCCACCUGAAAACUGCCACAUGGGAAACAGCUACAAGUCCAGCACAGGUUACCGGAAGGUCAUCUCUGAUGUUUGUGAGGGUGGCUUGAAUAAAGAACAGAGCGCGAAGCAGCAUUCCUGCCCUCUGCUGCCCCCUAGAGGUCUGCAGCUGGGCAUCAAAGGACAGAUGCUGGCUGUGGCACCUGGGGAUGACAUCACUUUUAUAGUCCAUCAGGAACAGGGUGACACCACCAGCACCAGAUAUCAGGUCGAUUUAAUGGAUGGCGUCAGGGCUAUAUAUGAAAACCUGACUGUCACAGAUGAACCCAUUCAGCACCGUUAUGAGAAGCCAGGUGUUUACCGUGUCAAUGUGAAGGCUGAAAACUCUGCUGGACAUGACCAAGCCAUGCUUUACAUCCAGGUCACAGCUCCUCUUCAAGAUGUCCAUCUGGAGGUGGUUCCAAUCGCUGGCAGAAAUCAAGAAGUAAAUCUCACAGCUAUAGUGCUGCCCACUGAGGCAAACCUUACCGUGUUUUACUGGUGGAUUGGAGAUAACCUUCAGCCGAAGCUGACCCUGGAGAACAGUCUGAUUACAAGGUUCUCUGAGGAGGGGGAAGUUCCUGUCACAGUUCAGGCUUCUAAUGGUCGAUCCAUGGUACAGGACAGCAAGACUGUCAUUGUCUACGAUCAUUUCCAGGUGAUCCCUUUGAGUUUCAGUCGUAAUUUGGAUCGCUUUAACCCAAACAUCCCCGAAUGGAGACGAGAUGUGGGACAAGUCGUAACCAAGAUUCUCGCAAAGCUCACAGGGGUUCCUCAGGACUCUUUGGUGACCAUGGUGAAGCCUGGUCUUCCCACCACUGCAGACCUCUAUGUUCUUCCUCAAGAGAGCACUCCGGUGAAGAGGAGUGUGUUUGUGGAUAAGCGGGUUCCCACUAUAAAGCAGGUUCUGAGUGAGAACAACGUGAGCUUCAUUGUGAGAGGAGGGUUAAGAGUAUUGGUGACUCUGGCAGACUCGGAUAGAGGUUCUCGUCUGGCUGCAGCAGGUCCAGGUGUUUGGGCUCUAGCUGUCUUUCUCCUCAUCAGUCUGAUCUCUGCUGCAGCAUUCAUACUCUUCAAGUUUAAAAGGAAAAACUACAAAAACCAUGGUUCCUUGCUGAGGCCAAAGGAGAGCAGCCUAACGCAUCCCUGGCUGCGUUUCAGAAAACUGCCAGGACGAAACGUCUAUGCCCAGAUGCACAAUGAGAAGGAGCAGGAAAUGACCAGCCCUGUUAAUCACAGUGAGGACACACAGAAUAUCAUUCAAGGCGAGGAGUUCAUCGAUGACGACCUUGACUCGCAGACACUAGGUAACGCUGGAGGCAACCACUCAGGAGUGGUGUUGAGCAUAAAUUCAAGGGAGCUGCACAGUUACCUGACCAGCUGAUGACCAAUGUGAGGGUGCCAGUGACGAGCACAAUAGACUAUGCCUUCCUCCUCUCUCCAGAUCUGACCCUUCAGACACCCUUACAGGAGAGAGAUCAGAGACACACCUGCACCAAACCUUCUCCUCCUCUCUCUAUCUUCUCUCUGUCUAUUCCAGCCUCUGUUCCCUCAUCCCACGAGGUGGAUUAUGUGCCCAUCUGCUGCGCCUCAGCUUCACUGAUAAUCACAUAUGCACACUUACAUUUGUUGGUCUCUGCACCCAGCAGUCUGUCUCAUCCCUGUCCACUUCUCUCUCAUCUCUUCAUAUUAUUGCUCUUAUCACAGGAGCAUGGAAUCAGCCCCACUUACUAAUUCCCAGGGAGAAACUCAUUGACAAAUGCUUUAUUUCCCAUCUUUUGUUAGUUUUGUCUUUCUGUCUGAAUAGUGUUUUGGACUCUCUUGUGGUCAUUGUAAAACUCAGAUUAGACAGAUAUGUGAGUGAAGCUGUGCAGGAUACAAUACACAUUUCAUUCAGGGGAAGCAAUGUUUGUUAGAUAUAUAGCCAAAGGGAAAAGAUAUCCUGUCACCCUCUUUUCUGUAUUGUAUUGUGUAAAAAAAAAAAAAAAAAAAAAGAGAGUUGAAUUUUCAUAUGCAAUAACACAUCUCUUGCUUUAAUCCAUAACAAAAUCUAUUAUUUUGCCCUGUUUCAUGAUUAUGCUAUGCAGUAAUGUCAUCAUUUUUGUCUGUCUCGUCUGAUGCUGCAACAGCUGGAUCCUUCUUUGUAUUCUUGGAAAACCUGCACCAAUUAUCAGGACCCUCGUUUAAAUUUACAAGGCCUGAAACAAAUUGUUUUGUGAGUGUCUUUAUACGAUAGGGCCUGGGAUAUUGCCCCUUGAGCCUCAUUCCUGUCUGUUUUAUCCAAGAACUACAGUGCCAAAUUCUCAUCUGUCAGAUUAUAGUCCAUUUAUCUUCACUGCAUAAUGAAACAGUAUCCCCUAACAAAUCGAAUCCCAUCAUUCAUUGUGUUGAAAUCCAUUGUGAAAGCUAGCUAAAUUCAUAUGCUCAUUUAUUUAUUGGACUUUAGAUUUCCUCAAGCAUCAGCCAUCAGAUAUUGACAGGGAGUCAACACAGCAUGGUACCCAGCGUAGCAUGUGCUACCUGUCAGGUGUAGUGUGUGUGUAUAAGCCUAUGUUAGGCAUAGAAGGACGAGGUUACGUUCCCUUUCGUUUGGCUUGUGUAUAUAUAACAAUGUGUACAUAGAACCCUCUGUAUAUAGAUCCGCCGAAAUAUGACACUUUCAAUAGACCAAAAUGUGCACUGUUUUCUCCCAAAUGCCUCGCACUGGGUUUUCUUGAAUUCAGGAGUUCUACAUAGACAUGAUUUGAUCACUUCUGCAUCUUUGUCUUUAUUCAGCGUUGUUUACUGAAGGAUAUUCUUGAUAUUUCACACUAUCUAUAACAUUUACACUCACACGACUAAAGAGCUGUGUGAGAAGUGGUGCAACUGUGUCUUUGUGUGCGCAUUCAGAUUUUUGUUGUUGUUGACAUUUUAAGGGUUUAGCUGUUUGACUCGAGGUGUCUGUCUCGAUGCACACGUCUCGCUGUUGGAAUCACUAGUGUUUUCUGGAUGUGAAUGGAUGAAGGUCUCUCACUUGCACUAAUCACAGUUCAUGGCUUGUACAGUGUUGUUCGGGUGGGUUCAGGGAACACUUCAUUUUCAAGUGAGAAAGACACCGUGAAUGUUAAAUCAUACUACAUGAGAAAGAUUCAGUCUAGGAAGUGGGGUGACUACAUGUCCUGUCUAGUUUUUCUUAAUUGUCUUCAAGGGAUAGUUCACCCAAAGAUGAAACUUACCACAGUUUACUCAGGCCAACUUAGGUGUAUAUGACUUUCUUCUUUCGGACGAAUAAAAUCGGAGGUAUAUUAAAAAAAAGAUCCUGGGUCUUCCACAGAUCCGCUAAUUUAAAAAGAUAUGGUCAGAGGAUUUUGAUAUAAGCCAGGAGGAGACUGGCUUACUGUAAACAAAACUUGGCUUUUAUGAGACUAGCAUAUUCUCACCGGAGCUUACACUUCGCAAACGUCAUCUGCUGGAGGCCGCUCUCAUGUGAAGGAGUGUACGUCAGUAAACAGUAGCUAUAGUUUACGAUUUAUAGUAUAAACAUUGAUAUUUUUCUUACAUGCAUUACUUUGCCUCUAAAGGCAUUUAUUAACCCCCCAGAGCUGUCUGGAAUCAUUUUUGUGAUGGAUUGAAUCUCAAUGCCAAUUCACUGCCAUUUUAAAGCAUGGAAGAGUCGGGACAUGUUUAGUAUAACUCUAAAGUUAUAUACGCCUAGAAUUGCUUGAGGGUGAGCAAAUCAAUGGGAUAAUUUUCAUUUUUGGGCGCUCUAGCUCUUUAAAUGUCUGGGUUUUAGCUUUUUCUCAGACUUGGUGAAGGUAAUGACUGAAAAGUAGUGAUGCAGGCAUUGGACAUAGCAACAAGCAAGAAAUUGGGAUCCACAGAGAAGAAUGUGUACAGCAGAGAGCAUGUCAAUAGGAAGAUAAAGCAAAAGCCCAGAAAUCUUUGACAAUUUAGAAAUCCUGGCCAGAGCAUGUCCAAAAAAAAUAAACAAAUAAAAAAUAAUAAUUAUUAUAUUUGGUCACCCUACUGGAAGUCUUGACCAAACGUAUAGAUUGCAGGUUCACUGUCUCUUCAACACAAUCUGUUGUGGAGCUUGAGCACAUUGUGUCUUUCCAAGUUUGAGUCAAACAUCGACUGUUUUAUGGUGGUCUUGAGUCAAUAGAUUCUUUAAGCAUAAACCAAAAAGAUGGCAUCUCUACAUUUAUGCUUAUGUAUAUCAAUACUACAAAAUUAUUAAUUUCUGUACAGUGCAAACAAUAUGAACUAAUUGCACCAGAAGCUUGAGUGUCUCAUUAAGAGAGGUUUCGGAGUAAGUUUAUCUUUAGUGAUGGCACACACCUGCAACAAGGACACUUCGUAUGUAAACACACCUGAAUCAUUUUGGAAAUUCAGACUCAAAUCUGGUGGAGAGACACAGUUGAACUGAUUCUGUAUUUCUUUUCUUUUUUUUUUCACUUUAAAUUUUUUGUUCUUGUUUCUUUAUAAUGUAAAUGUUUUUGACUCCACUGAAACAAGUGAAAAGCACUUAAUUAGCGUGUCUGAAUUCAAACACACUAACUGUAAAGGUUUGUUUUGUUAGUUUGAGCUGUUUAAUAAAGUUUUAACAUGAUACAUGAA